This is a messenger RNA of Oryzias latipes (Japanese medaka), 778 nucleotides long. RefSeq names its product ciliary microtubule inner protein 1. The record is from RefSeq and is a predicted model, not a curated record. Lineage: Eukaryota; Metazoa; Chordata; Actinopteri; Beloniformes; Adrianichthyidae.
AACGUUAAAAGAGGAGUGUAAAUAAUAAUAAUAAUAUAUUACCGUAAUCACAACAGUUCCUCCAUCACAGCCUAUUUUUUGUAUGAGCACUAACUGUAUGAAAAAAAGGUUUUUGGGCCACACAAAGAUUAGCUUUUAGAUGAUAAAAAUUAACAAUUGAAGGUAGGCCUUAACAUUUUCAAGCCACUAUCACAAUGCUAACACACACUGGUCACAGAACAGAUGAGUCAGGAAACCCGGUCUCCAUGGAGACAGUAAACAGCAGGCAGGGACACAGUUGAAACAUUAGCCCCAGACUGCCAAGGAAACUAACUCUUCCUGGACAGAUGGCGAAUUCCCAGCAAACAUCUAAUCCCGUCAACUUUGUGCAUCAGGAUGAAAUCUGGAAAGCACAUCUAAAAACUGAGAAGGAUUCAGCAGAUCUUUGGCCCCACAAGUGGGGCUUCCUGGCUGACGUCUACAAGGAGUAUGAGGAGGAGAACGCAAAGCUGAUGGAAAGCAUUAAAGGGGGGCCUCUUCAGCAAAGCACUAGGUCUCAAACCCCUCCAGGAAAGAACACACACGUUAACCCUUCCCCUCCUAUUCCUAAGACAAGUCAGGGUUUCGUUGGUUGGCGUUCUGGUCACGCACAUCUUCAGCUGGAGAAGUACAACAUGGUGAACCACAGGAGACGCCGCCUUCAUUAAGGAAAUUGCAGCUAAAUGGGGCCGACUACAACAAAUGUCUUCACUUGUUACCAGAUCUGUGCCUAGAGUAAAUUAAAAUAUACAUUGGUAAA